Molecule: messenger RNA, 2147 nt
Organism: Manihot esculenta (cassava)
Lineage: Eukaryota; Viridiplantae; Streptophyta; Magnoliopsida; Malpighiales; Euphorbiaceae
Product: LEAF RUST 10 DISEASE-RESISTANCE LOCUS RECEPTOR-LIKE PROTEIN KINASE-like 1.5
Exons: 1
Coding region: 169-2082 (637 amino acids)
Biological process (GO): protein phosphorylation
Molecular function (GO): protein kinase activity; ATP binding
Source: RefSeq, a predicted model, not a curated record
ACCUUGGCCCUCGCGUCUCAGUUUCUCACCCCUUUCGAGUUGUUUUUGUCUUCACUCUUCACGUGACCCUUUUUUAAUCUUCUCCUUCUUCACUCUUCAGAUCAAAAGCAAUCAACACCUUUUGUUGAUGAGUAGUGUUUUUGGUUUCUCUCUUCCUCUUCUUCCUCAAUGCCUCAACCACCUCCUCCUCUUUCCUCCGCCGUCUUCUUUCUUCUCUUUUGUCUUAAUGCCAUUUUUGUAGCUGCUGAAGCAGCUUGUGCUUUUAAAGCUCAGUCAUUUUCCAGAUCUUCCUGUCCUCCCUUCUCGUCCGCUCCUCCUUUUCCCUUCUCUAUAUCGCCUGGUUGUGGUCACCCUUCCUUCCAGCUCAAAUGCUCUUCCCCUCACUCCACCAUCUCCAUUAACAACCUUUCUUUCUCUCUCAUUCGCUUUGAACCCAACUCUUCUUCUCUUACUCUUUCCCCACAAGCCCACUCCUUUACGUCUGCCAAAACAUCUACUCAAUCCAACUGUUCUUCUCUUUCCAUUCCUCCCCACUCCAUCAAUCUAUCUGGUUCGCCAUUUCGAUUUUCUGACUCUGACUGUUCUCGUCUCUCUGUUGUUCGCUCUUGUUCAGCUCCAAAUCUCCCCAAUUGCAGUCAUUGCCCUUGGGAAUGCAAGCUCAUCAAGAACCCAGUUCAACUCCUCCAUGGUUGUGGAUCUACUCGCCGCCCUCUCUCCGAGCAGGGUUGUCAACCUGACAUUCUAGGCUAUCUUGAUCAGUUUUUAACGUUUGGGCUGCAGGUUGUGUAUGAUGAAUUUCAAGAUUCUUACUUUUCAAGCUGCAGGGAUUGCAAAUCUAAUAAUGGAAUUUGCGGCUUCAAUUCUUCAGACCCAGAAAAACGAUUCCUCUGUUUUCAGUCUAAAUCUCGCUUCUCACCUCCAUGGAUUCGCGAAGAUGAUGCUAAUAGAAUAGCCAUUUUGUGUUCAGUCUUCACUGUACUUUGUUUAUUACUCGUCAUUUUGGUUGUUGCAGCGAUUUACAGGUCUAGGCGCUUGAGAUCAUUAGCCACUGAAGAAGACCCAACAACACUAUUCCUUCACCGCCACCGCUCUGCGAGUUUGCUCCCCCCUGUGUUCACCUACGAGGAGCUAGAAUCCUCCACCAACAGCUUCGACCCAAAAGGCAAAAUUGGUGAUGGUGGUUUUGGUUCCGUAUUCCUGGGUUAUCUCCGCGACGGUCGAAUUGUGGCUGUUAAGUACCUGCACAAACACCAUCAUGCCGCAGCCGCUGGCAGAGCGUUCUCCACCAAGUCAUUCUGCAAUGAAAUUCUGAUAUUAUCUUCAAUAGAUCACCCAAAUCUCGUUAAGCUUCACGGAUACUGCAGCGAUCCGAGAGGGCUACUUCUGGUAUAUGACUAUGUCCCUAAUGGCACUCUCGCCGACCACCUCCAUGGCCCAAAGAGUUCGUACCGCAAAGCGUCUUUAACAUGGCAAGUGAGGCUUGAUAUUGCAUUGCAAACGGCUCUAGCUCUCGAGUACUUGCAUUUCGCGGUUCAUCCGGCAAUCGUUCAUAGGGAUAUAACAUCAUCAAAUAUUUUUGUAGAGAAAGAUAUGAAAAUUAAAGUUGGGGACUUUGGACUCUCAAGGCUCUUGGUUUUCCCGGAAACCUCUUCGUCUUCAUCAGGGUAUGUUUGGACUGGACCUCAGGGUACGCCCGGGUACUUGGACCCGGAUUACCACCGAUCUUUCCGGUUAACAGAGAAGAGCGACGUGUACAGCUUCGGAGUGGUGUUAUUAGAGCUAAUAUCAGGGUUGAAAGCGGUGGAUCAGAGCAGAGACAAGAGAGAAAUGGCUCUGGCUGAUCUGGUAGUAUCCAAGAUCCAAAUGGGUCAGCUCCAUCAAGUUGUGGACCCAGUAUUGGCUGUGGAAGGGGAGGGGAACGAGAGCAUAUAUGCGGUGGCGGAGCUGGCGUUCCGAUGCGUGGCGGCGGAUAAGGAUGAUAGGCCGGAUUCGAGGGAGGUGGUGGAGGAGCUGAAGCGGGUCCGGAGCCGCACGCGUGGGUUUGGCGGGGCGAAUAAUUCGGGUGAGAUGGCAAAGGGGUGAUUGAUGUCAGAUGUUUUUUGUUUGGAUGCAUAUAGAAACUUUGACAAAAUAGAAUGUUUAUUACA